CGCCUAAAGUUAGAGGACAUCGAUAAGUCAGAGCUGAAUUUGCACUCACUUGCCCAGGAUUACGCAGAAAGACAACUCGAUUACCUACCUGAUGGCGCACAUAAGCCAAAAAAUAUGAAUAAAAAGGAGAAAGAAGAGGAAAUGGCACUAGACAGAGAUGUUCACAAAAUGUCCGACGAUUUACGAAUUCCAAGCAGAUCAGCCAAGAGAACCUUCUAUCAUGAUAAAGGUUGGCGGUGGCCAAACAGAACAAUUCAUUAUGUCAUUGAUUAUCCAUCCUUUGAUCCUUACCAGACACAAGCGGAAGACAAAAUUAAAUCGUCGCUGGCUCUUUUUGAGGCUGCAGCCUGUAUACACUGGGUAGAAGUAACAGAGGCUACCACAACUAACAAUUAUAUCAAGUUCUUUGGAAACACAACUUCAUGUGCUUCAUAUGUGGGAUACAUUAGAAGAACGGAGCAAAAAAUUUGGCUCGGACCUGGAUGUUUAUGGACAUCCAUUGUUCUGCACGAAGUUCUUCAUGCUCUGGGGGCCUGGCACGAACAACAGAGGACUGACAGAGAGGAAAACAUAUGUGUUCUUUUCGAAAACAUUAAACCAGGUGCUGUGGGGAACUUUGAGAGACAGCACAUACAUGAAUAUGCCCCCUACAAUCUUGGAUCCGUUCUUCAAUAUGGUUUAUCUAGUUUUGCAAAACAAUCAGGUCUCCAGACAAUGCAACUGCCGGACAACGAUUUGGCCUAUCUCAUCACAAACAGUAAAGACGAUCUGUCCUUCUACGAUAAACUCAACGUCAACAUGUAUUAUGAAUGUCCAGCAACAUGCUCGUUGACUUGUAAUAAUGGUGGAUUUGCCAAGAUGAACUAUCUUGGUGUCUGUUCAUGCGAGUGCCCAGAUGGUCUGACGGGAGCAGACUGUUCCGAGCUAGACACUUCUAAUAGUUGUGGAGGAAUCAUUGACUUAGCAUCACCGGGAUCCAGUCAAUAUGUCGAAAUGACGUCAUACACAACAAAUCUUCUCUGUACCUGGCUGAUAAAGGCUCCACUGAAGACUGUGGUGAGGGCUACAAUUGAAUACCUUGACUUACCUGACAGCUCCAAUAAUAACUGCUUGCACUUCCUCAUCUUUAAGGACUAUAUGAUUGGAGAGCCUGGAAAACAGGCAUGCGGAAAUACUCCAGGUGCCGUGUACAAUAAACAUCUUCUUGGGGAUGAAAACAUGAUGAUGAUUCGUUUUGACAGCGUUACCUUUCCGCAAGUUUCCCCUGGCACCGGUUUUCGCGUCAAGGUAGAGGCCAUUCCUUCAGGUUGCUAUAGCCACCCGUGUAAGUUUGGUGCCACCUGUCACGAGGGGACUUCAGCUGACCAGUACACCUGCACAUGUCCUGAGGGAUUCUCUGGACAAAACUGUGAUUAUGUCACAGCCGAUGCAACAGUGAGGUCUACUUUUGAUAAAGAUUACACUGGUAGUAUUUUUCAACAAGAUCCCACAUCGCAAUUUUGGUGGAGUAUUGUAUCGCAAAAAAAUUUUGACGGUACUACCGUAUAUCCUCAUUCCGGAACAUUAUUCGCCACCAUGGUUCCCUACCUCACCGUGUUCUACCUCUAUUACACAACCAAACUCCGAACAGAAGCCACAUUUGAAGCUACAGAACGUUGCCUGAACAUCACUUAUAUUAUGGACAACAAGACUGAUCCUAACUACCCACAAUACUACACCAAAUUAAUAGUCACAGUCCUGGACGGGGAAAGCGUACUCAACGAAUACACCAUCGCUGGUGGUACAGACAUAAUAUGGCGGCACAAACUUGUGGAUUUACCAGCUGUCAAUAAUCUAAAGGUUGAGAUAACUGGUGUUUAUGGGUGGAACACAUUUGGAAUGGAUGACCUGCUUAUAUUGCCGAGUUCCUGUGGUUGUGUUAACCAUCAAUGCGUUAAUGGACAGUGUAUUCCCAGUGGUGAGACGUACACGUGCCAAUGCGAUGCUGGGUAUUCUGGAAAUUAUUGUGAAAACACUGAUGCAGUAGAUGGUGGCUAUACAGAGUGGACUGCAUGGAGCACGUGCACCAAUUCCUGUGGUGGAGGAACCCAAACACGUACACGCACGUGCACUAACCCAGAACCCUCAAAUGGCGGAGCUGACUGUGAGGGGGAGAGUAGUCAGACACAGAGUUGUAAUGAUAUAUUGUGUCCAAUUGAUGGUGGCUACACAGAAUGGUCAGCGUGGGGCGCGUGCUCUGUAACAUGCGGUGAUGGUGUCCAGACUCGUACACGCACGUGCACAAACCCAGCUCCAGCACACGGAGGAGCAGAUUGUGUCGGAGAAGAUAGUCAGACGCAGAAUUGUACUGCCAGCGCAUGCCCUGUUGACGGUGGUUACACUGAGUGGUCAGCAUGGAGCAGCUGUUCGGUCUCGUGUGGUGAGGGUGUCCAAACUAGAACACGCACCUGCACAAACCCGGCUCCGCAAAAUGGCGGGGCUGAUUGUGUAGGAGAGGAUAGCCAGACACAAAGUUGUACGGAAGGCGCAUGUCCCAUUGAUGGAGGCUUCACUGAUUGGUCUGUAUGGAGCACGUGUACGGUUUCCUGUGGCGGUGGCACUCGAACACGUACACGCACGUGUACAAACCCGGCUCCAGAAAAUGGGGGCGCUGAUUGUGUAGGAGACAGGAGUCAGACGGAGAAUUGUAAUACUCAGGAAUGUCCGAUAGACGGAGGUUUCACUGAGUGGUCUGUUUGGAGCACCUGCACGGUAUCCUGUGGUGGAGGAACCCAAACACGUACACGCACGUGCACCAACCCAGAACCAUCAAAUGGGGGAGCCGACUGUGAAGGAGAAAAUAGUCAGACUCAAAACUGUAACACGGCGGGAUGUCCAAUUACUUCUUCCAAGUGUGAUUUUGAGGAAGAAAUUGAAACUAACUGCUUCCUGAAGGAGGGAAUUAAUGACGAUUUUGAUUGGACAAGGCAAAGUGGAGGAACCAAAACUCGUCGCACAGGACCGGGUCUAGCAUAUUCAGGUUACUUCUACAAAUAUAUAGAAGCUAAUGGAAAGGAACCAUACAGCACAGCAGAAUUGGUCAGCAACGGAGUUUUUGCUGAUGCGACCUACUGCUUUGAGUUUUACAACCACAUGAAAGGAAAGCACAUUGGUUCCCUGGAGGUGAUAACAGUUGAAGGUGGAAUCGAAAACGUCAUCGACCGUCUGGACACUUCCAGAAAGGGCUGGGUGAAGUAUUACACGACCCUGCAGCUCAACAGUCAGACACAACUUAUCAUUCGAGGAACGAGAGGGUCUGGGAAUAAAGGGGACAUCGCCGUGGACAACGUCUCUAUUUCUAUUUGUUAAUUUUGUCAGUUCACCAACAGAUUGAACACUUUUUAGAUGUGUAUUUUUAUAAAAUGGAUCGAUUUAGAUUCCUAAAAAAGAUAUAUUAUUGUAUUAAAGCAUCAAUUUGCUACUAGUAAAAGAAUGUGAUCAAUGUACCAAGUUUUUCUUAACUUAUACAA
Messenger RNA from Saccostrea cuccullata (small rock oyster), 3509 nucleotides. RefSeq lists its product as uncharacterized. The record is from RefSeq and is a predicted model, not a curated record. Gene Ontology annotation, biological process: proteolysis. The transcript has 27 exons. Gene Ontology annotation, molecular function: zinc ion binding; metalloendopeptidase activity. Gene Ontology annotation, cellular component: membrane. The coding region runs from base 115 to 3348 and encodes 1077 amino acids. NCBI's taxonomy places the organism in Eukaryota, Metazoa, Mollusca, Bivalvia, Ostreida, Ostreidae.